Coregonus sp. 'balchen' is the source of this 4040-nucleotide messenger RNA. The record is from the annotation of a GenBank genome assembly. NCBI's taxonomy places the organism in Eukaryota, Metazoa, Chordata, Actinopteri, Salmoniformes, Salmonidae.
AUGGAGGCUAAGGUAGGGUUAGUAUAAAUUAGGGUUAGGACUGGGGGGAGAGUGAUUAAAGGUAGGGUUGUAUAACAUUAGGGGUUAGGGUUUUUUUGUAUUUUUUAAGUUUUAGGAAUGGGCUGAAGGUCGGUAGGGUUAGUCUUUACAUUAGGGUUAGGACUGUGGAGCUAAGGGAGGGUUAUUAGUCUACAUUAGGGGUGUAGGACUGGAGACUUAAGGUAGGGUUAGUCUACAUCAGGGUUAGGGCUGGAGGCUAAGGUUAGGGUUCAGUCACAUUAAGCGGUUAGGAGGGAGGAGCUUAAGGUGGGUUUAGUCUACAUUAGGGUUAGGGAAAAACUGGAGCUAAGGUAGGGUUAGUCUACCUUAGGGUUAGGACUGGAGGCUAUGGUUUAGGGUUAGUCGAAAUGAGGGGUUAGGAUGCUAAGGGGAGAUUAUUUUUCUAAGGUUUAGGGGGUAGUUACAUUAGGGUUGUUAGGGCGGCGGAGUUAAGGUAGGGUAGUCUACAUUUAGGGUUAGGACUGGAGCGCGCCUAAUGGUAGGGUUAGUCUACAUUAGGGUUUGUUUAGGGCUGGAAGCCAGGUAGGGUUAGUCUACAUUAGGGUUAGGGGACUGGAGCUAAGGUAGGGUAGUCUACAUAGGGUUAAGACUGGAGCUAAGGUAGGGUUCAGUCUACAUUAGGGUUUAGGGAUGGAAGCUUAGCUAAGGUAGGGUAGUCUACUUAGGGUUAGGGACUGGAGCUCUGAAGGUGAGGGGUUAGGAGUAUAAAUUAGGGUUAGGGAGGGAGCGAAGGUAGGGGUAGUCUACAUAGAUAAUGGACUCGUUACGACUGUAAAGAAGGUUUGUGACCGUCCUCCUGUACUAGAGAGGAAGAGCAAGAAGAAUGAGAAAGCAGAAGGAGAAGAAAGGAAGACGAGAGAGAGAAGCGGAAGUAGAAGAGAAGAGAAGGAGAGAGAUUCAGAUAUAAUAAAUAUAAACUUGAAUAAAAAUAAAAUAAUAUGAAAUUAAACAGAAUACACGGCAAUUAUUUUCAAGAAAAAGAAAAGAAUAAAAGGAAGCACAGCAAGAAAAUAAGGUGAAGUGAGGAAGCAAAAGAGCAGAGAAAAAGAAGGAAAAGGAGAGAAAAGAAGAAAGUAGCGAAGAGGACGAAAAGAAGCAAGAAGAAAAGAUAAAAUACAAAAAAGAAGAGAAAGAGAACAACGAAGAAAAGAAGAGAAGGGACGAGAAAGAAGAAAAGAAGCUGCUCCUCUCCCCUCCUCCCCUCCUCCCGCCCCUCCCUCCUCCUCCUUCUCCUAUCCCUCCUACCCUCCGCCCCUCAUCUCCUCCGCUCACAGCAUACACCCCGACUCUUCUCAUCGCCCCCUCCUCCCAUCCUCCCUCCGUGCCCUCGUCCCUCCUCCCCUACUCUUCGCAUUCUCCCCUCCUAACCUCCCCUCCUCCUCCUCCUACUAUUCUCCUCCCCCUCCUCCCCUCCUCCCUCCUCCUCCUCUCCUCCUCUCCUCUCCUCCCCUUCCCUACCCCAGGUCCAGAUGUUUGCCCCCAACAUGGACCAAAUGCAUGUGGUGAACCACUGUGUGGGGAAACCCACGGCGGAGAAACGCAACGUCCUGGAGGAGAGUGCUCGUAUCGCCCGCGGCGAUGUGUCUGACCUCGACAAGCUAGAGGUCACCGCCUUUGACGCCCUCGUUAUCCCAGGUGAGCAUAACUCCUUCAUCUCGCACCAGCACAUUGAUAAUAUGAAACUGGUACUGACCUUGUACAUAGCUAACACUCUCCUUGUCUUUAUCUUUCAUUAAUAUGAUACUUUAUUAUAUAUCUCUGUUACUAUAUCUUCACUCCUUUAUGCUAUAUCUCUGUUACUAUCAUCACUCUUUCACUAUGACUUCAUUUCUAUCACACCCUAAACAUCACACAACCACUAUUUCCUCCCCCCUGAAGCAGGUCUCCACAGUGCUCCUCUCAACUGAACGGUGUUGUUUCUUGCAGGUGGUUUUGGCGUGGCUAAAAACCUGUCUGACUGGGCGGUGAAGGGGAAGGAGUACACGGUUCAACCCCAGGUAGAGAAGCUGAUUAAGGGGUUCCAUGCUGCAGGGAAGCCCCUGGCUAUGUGCUGCAUCUCCCCUGUCCUGGCUGCUAAGGUCCUGCCUGGGUGUGAGAUCAACGUGGGACAGGACAAGGAGUGUAAGAGGUGGGUUACAGUGUCACAGGUGUGGGUGAACAGGGCAAAGUGUGUGUUUGUGAGAGAGAGGGUGUGUCGAUCUGUGGUGUGUCGUCGUGUUAUGUGGUGUGUGGUAUGUGUGUGUGCUGGGUGUCUGUUGGUCUGGUGCUGUGUGGGUGUGUGUGUGUGGUGUGUGGUGUGUGUGUGUGGGUGUGUGUGUGUGUGUGUGUGAGAGGAGAGAGAGAGAGAGUGAGUGUGUGUAUGAGAGAGAGUAGAGGGAACAGAGAGAUAGGAGAGAGAGAGAGGAGGAGGACGAGAGGAGGAGAGAGAGGAGAGAGAGGAGUGAGAGAGGGUGUUGGGUGUUUGGCUGGAGGGAGAGAGGACGGGGAGAGAGAGGGGUGUGGUGGUGGUGUGUGAGAGAGAGAGGAGGAGAGAGAGAGAGAGAGGGAGGAAGAGAGGAGAGAGAAGAGGAGAGGGAGGAGAGAGAAGUGGAGGGGGAGAGAAGAGAAGGCGAGAGAGAGGGUGUUUUCGGGGGGUCCAUUCUGUGGUGUGAGGUGGAGGAGAGGGGGGAGGAGACGAGAAGAGGAACAGGAGAGUAGAGAAGGGAGUGGAGAAAGAGAGAGAGAGAAAGAGAGAGAGAGAGGAGAGAGAGAGAGAGGAAGAGAGGGAGAGAGAGAGAGGCGGGGAGGGAGGGCGAUGGGAGAGAGAAGGAGGGCAGGAGGGGAGAGAGAGAGGGAGUGGAGGAGAGAGAGGAUGAGGAGAAGAGAAGAGAAAGGAUGAGAGGGAGAGAGGAGGAGAGAGAGAGAAAAGAGAGAUGAGAGGAGAGAAAGGCGAAGAGACAGAGAGAGAGAGAGGAGAGAGGAGGAGAGAGAGAGAGAGAGGGGAGAGAUGAGAGAGAGUGUGUUAGGGGGGAGAGAGAGAGGAGAGCGAGAAGAGGAGAUGAGUUGGAGAAGAGAGGAAGGAGAGAGCGAGAGAGGAGUUGUUUUGUCUCGGUGGUGUAGUUUGAUGUGUGUUUUUUUGUAGAUUUGUGGUGUUUGUUGAUGUGUGUGAAGUGUUUGGUGUGGGUUGUGUGUGUUUAUGUGAGAGAGAGAGAGAGAGAGAGAGAGUUGGUGGGGGAUGGAGAGUUUGUGUGUGUGUGGAGGAGAGAGAGAGAGAGAGAGAGAGAGAGACGAGAGAGCGACGAGAGGGCGAGGGAGAGGAGGGGGAGAGAUGGGAGAGAGGGGGAGGAGGAGAGAUGGGAGGACGAGAGCUCGCUCUCUGGGCGAGAGCGAGAGAGGAGACCAGGAGAGGAGAGUAGAGCGAAGAAAGGGGAGAGAGAGAGAGAGAGAGAGAGUGUGCUGAUAUGUCUCUGUUUGUUUUUAACCUGCUGCUCUUCUCUCUCCUGCCACUAGAUGGCCCAAUGCCCAGACAGCAACUGCCAUGACGGAGAUGGGCUGUAAACAUGUGAAUAAGAAAGUGGGGGAGGUCCACAUCGAUGUGAAGAACAAGCUGGUCACCUCCUCCGCCUUCAUGUGUAACGCUCCCAUACAUGAGGUGUUUGAUGGGGUGGGCGUCAUGGUUACAGAGCUGCUCAAACUGGCCUAGGAGACGUCUGGGAUUCAGAAUACUGAUGAACUGUGCUUCCCAAAAGGAACCCUAUUCCCUUGAUAGUGCUAAUGAGCCUUUGUGCAAAGUAGGGCACAGGGAACCAUUUGGGAAUCACCCUUACAAUCAUGUUUGUUGUUGUUUGUGUUUGUUGUUGUGUGUUUACCUGGAGACCGUCCUGAUCUGAAUGUACUGGACACAGAUUGUGUUUCUGUUGUAUCAUCGAUCUCUCUGACUGUGGGAUGACUUUUGCCAUUAUCAAAAUUGUAAUAAAAGUCCAACCAAACCAUGGAAUGAA